CAGACACAUCAUCCCCAUCCUCUCGUCUCAGGCACGCACAGGCACACGCUGAGACGCAUCCUCUGAUUCCCCAUCCUCUCAGCUAGGUUCUCCGGAUGUAGCCGCCGUGCACAGGGAGCACCACCGUCCACCGGAGCUUGUCGCCCGCUGUCUCGCGGAGCAACCGCCGGAGACUCCCGCGCGGCCGCGCCCCGCGGGAUCUCGCCUAGCCCUCGCCGCCUCGCCCCUGCCAGGCUCCCUCACGCCGUCGCCCGGUCGCGCCGCCCACUCGCCCAGACGCCCACGACCCACUAUCUCGUGGUUCGCGAAGCUACCGCCUCGCCCCUGGCCGCGGCGACGCCCGCCGGAAUCUUGCGGCUGUUCUCCUCCAACUCCAAUCCCCGGCUGUUCUGCUCCAACCCCCUGCCGCAUCACUGCAUCAGUGCAUCCCACUUCACAGUUCACACACCGCACCAACCAGCAGGGCAACAGGGGAAGAGGCAGCAGGCGGGCAGAGGUAGUCAUGGGCAAGGAAAAUCGGACUCAGAAAAGAAUUGAUUUGGUGUUUACAAGGAAAAGAGAUGAUACAAUUGAAGUUGAGGAAGACCAAGUAUUGCCCUUGCUUGAAUUGGAACAGCAACAACCUGAACAACAAUAUUCAGAACCUUCGAGGACAAGGUUAUGACGGCGCUAGUAAUAUGAGAGGCGAGUUAAAUGGAUUGCAAGCUCUUUUCCUCCACGAAUGCCCAUAUGCUUAUUAUGUCCAUUGUUAUGCCCAUCGCUUGCAACUUGCUCUAGUUGAUGCAUCUAAAGAAGUGGUUCCUAUCUCCCAGUUCUUUCAGAAAUUGAUCUUUAUCAUAAACACGGUUGACUCAUCUUCAAAGCGCCAUGAUGAGCUUCAUCUUGCCCAACUAGUUGAACUAGAAAAUGGAAUCUCUAAUGCUAGCAUCGAGACAGGUCAAGGGGCAAAUCAAAUCCGCUCACUUAAGCGACCAGGAGACACAAGGUGGGGUUCUCAUUUUGGUUCAGUUUAUAGCCUUAUGAAGAUGUUUGGUCCAGUUUGUUCAGUUAUCCAAGAUAUAGCCGCCGAUGGAUCAAUUGGCUCAAUUCGUGCAGAUGCAGACACUUCUUUUGGCUACUUGUCCUCAUUUGAGUUCAUUUAUAUCUUAUGUUUGAUGAAGGAAAUCUUUGAAAUAACAGAAUUUCUUGGCCAAGCUUUACAAAAGAAAUCACAAGAUAUUGUGAAUGCUGUCCGCCUAGUUUCCUCAACAAAACAAUGUCUUCAGGAGUUGAGAUCAGAUGAUGGCUACCAAGUAUUUAUUACUACGGUUGUUGAAUUUUGUGUAAACCAUUCCAUUGACAUUCCAGACUUUGAGGAAACAUACAUCAUGCGUGGUGGUCGUGCUCGUCGUCAACCUGAUCAGUUCACCAAGGAGCAUUACUUUCGAGUGGAAAUUUUCUUCUCAACACUGGACACUCAACUAUUUGAAUUAAGCCGAAGAUUCAAUGAUAAGGUAAUGGAUCUUCUAACCAUUAGCGCCACCUUGAUUCCUACAAACAAAUUCAGAGGAUUCAAAGCUAGUGAUAUAUGUGAGAUGGUGAAAAAGUACUACCCAGCUGAUUUUCCCCAAGAUAUUUAUGGAUUACAACAACAACUUAAGCACUUUGUUUCAGAUGCUUCCAAGGAUGAUGAUUUGAAAAACAUAUCUACCUUAAUUGAUCUAUGUCGAUGCCUUGUGGAGACAGGAAGACAUACCGUCUACAAUUUGAUUGACAGAUUACUUCGGUUGCUCGUUACCCUUCCAGUUUCUACAGCCAGUGCUGAACGCGCAUUUUCUAGUAUGAAGAUCAUUAAGACAAGAUUGCGCAAUAAGAUGGAAGAUGAGAAUCUGGCUAAUAACUUGUUAGUACACAUAGAGGGUGGAAUUCUGGAGAACUACAGUCAUGAAGAUGCCAUUGCAGAUUUUAUAAGCACGAAGGAUCGGAGAGUUGAUUUCUAGUAUGUGAGUAAGUCCAUGUCUAAUGUCUCGACACUUUUGUAUUAGCUAAAUCAAUAGUGACUCAUGGUUGAACUGUACUUUGAUACAUAUAUAUUAUAUAUAUACAUAUUUGCUAGCUCAA
Molecule: messenger RNA, 2100 nt
Organism: Triticum dicoccoides
Lineage: Eukaryota; Viridiplantae; Streptophyta; Magnoliopsida; Poales; Poaceae
Product: zinc finger MYM-type protein 1-like
Exons: 3
Coding region: 561-1979 (472 amino acids)
Molecular function (GO): protein dimerization activity
Source: RefSeq, a predicted model, not a curated record